AUGAAUGUCCUAGUUUAUAACGGUCCUGGAGUAUCAAAAACUUCCCUCGCUCAUACUCUAAGCACACUUCGUACUUUGCUGUUACCGAACUACGCAGUCCAAACUAUCACACCGCGUUCUCUUACCUCUGAUCCAUGGCAUACAAACUGUGCUUUACUGGUUUUGCCUGGCGGACGUGAUCUUCCAUACGUCGCGGAACUAAAACAGGCCAAUGACAAGAUUGUAAACUAUGUACAAGGAGGAGGGUCAUAUCUUGGGCUCUGUGCCGGAGCAUAUUACGCUUGUCGCUCAGUCGAGUGGGAAGUAGGCUCGGAGCAGGAAGUCACUGGACCAAGGCCCCUUCGCUUCUUCAAUGGCAUCGGACGAGGUUGUACAUAUCCUGGAUUUCAGUACGAAACCGAAAAUGGUGCAAGGGCUGUCAGACUUCUCGUAUCGAGUGCUUCAUCUGGCCCAGAUCAACAGCUUGACGGCCUGUACUAUAAUGGUGGAGGGGAAUUUGUCGAUGCCGAAUUCAUUCCGAAUACAAGCAUAAUCGCAAGGUAUAUGGAAGGAUACGCUGCCGAAAAGGUCGCAGCUGUACAUUGCAAAGUUGGGAAUGGGAGCGCUGUCUUAUGGUCCAUACAUCCGGAAUAUCCCUUGACACUUGAGCCUGCCAUUUCUGCUAUAAGGCGCACUAAACCUGACCUGGAGAAUCGUAUUGAGGAGUAUGAAAAGUCCCGCUGGGACCUGAUGAAGCACUCACUUGACCUUCUCGGUCUACAAGUGCCGAUCUUAAAUGACAUCAGGACACUCCGUCCCCUACCCCAAUUUAUUACAUCAACUUCAGGAUCGACCUCUGCAAUAGUUGGCUUCUUAGAUAACCUGACAAAGGAAUUGGUAGAUUCCGAGCCGAUCGUUCUCAAAGACAAUGCAGAUACUUUUCACUUUUACAAAGAUCCAUAUUCCUCUGAACUAUUUAAUCGUAUCCAGAACCCACCGGAGUCGGACGUCUCUAUCUCAAAUACACCGGCUCGAAGCGUCAUAAUCCUGAAAGAUUGCGACAAAUUACCAGCAGAGGCAACACGAAAUUUUAACAUCUCGCAAUAUUUUGCAGACCUCACUGUUUCUCAGAACGAGCGAAGGUUACCGCCCACUCGAUCUCAAAAGUUGGGGGAAGUCUUGUUGUAUGGCGAGGUUGUGACGAGUACACAGACCAUGCUCGAUAAGCAACUUCUCAGCCAUCUACCUAUCCCACUACUCUCCCUCGCGACGCACCAAUUAGCUGGUCGGGGCCGAGGCUCAAACACCUGGUUAUCUCCUCCAGGCUGCCUUCAAUUCUCCCUAUUACUUCGGCUUCCUCUCACGUCGUUCCCGGCAUCGAAACUCGUAUUCAUCCAAUACUUAUUCGGCCUAGCGGUCAUAGAGGCAUGUCGUAGUCCCAGCGUACUCGGCGCAUUCGGAGAUCGAGUCCGACUGAAGUGGCCAAACGACAUCUAUGCUGUCACUGGUCAUGCAGGACCAAAGAAAAUCGGUGGUAUUCUCGUCAAUACGAGUUUUAUGGGUGGACACGUAGAUAUAGUCAUCGGGUGCGGACUAAACGUCCUUAGCCCAUCACCACUGACUUCCCUCACCCAACUAAUCCCACCAGGCCUUCCCGACUUCACACUAACCAUGGAACGCACUGCGGCCGUAAUAAUGUCCACAUUUGACGAGAUGUGGUCUCGCUUCUCCUCCAGCGCAUCAUUUGAACCAUUCAUGGAUCUCUACCUUGAUAGAUGGCUUCACUCAGACCAAGUCGUCCAGCUAACAACCGUCGACCCGCCCACAACGGUGCGAAUCGUCGGCAUAACUCCUGAUCACGGGCUAUUACGAACGAUACCGACGGAGUCGUCGAAGGGUUAUUAUCGGUCGCACCGUGGGGAGGAGUAUAUUGACUUACAGCCUGAUGGAAAUAGUUUUGACUUGAUGGCAGGGCUUAUCAAAGCGAAGUCGUGA
This is a messenger RNA of Fomitiporia mediterranea MF3/22, 1974 nucleotides long. Its product is annotated as class II aaRS and biotin synthetase. Lineage: Eukaryota; Fungi; Basidiomycota; Agaricomycetes; Hymenochaetales; Hymenochaetaceae. The transcript has 4 exons. Gene Ontology annotation, molecular function: biotin--[biotin carboxyl-carrier protein] ligase activity. The coding region runs from base 1 to 1974 and encodes 657 amino acids. Gene Ontology annotation, cellular component: cytoplasm. Gene Ontology annotation, biological process: protein modification process. The record is from RefSeq and is a predicted model, not a curated record.